Molecule: messenger RNA, 723 nt
Organism: Neltuma alba
Lineage: Eukaryota; Viridiplantae; Streptophyta; Magnoliopsida; Fabales; Fabaceae
Product: oil body-associated protein 1A-like
Exons: 3
Coding region: 1-723 (240 amino acids)
Source: RefSeq, a predicted model, not a curated record
AUGGCAGCGCCCAACAACGACUCGCAAGUCCCCGGUGAACCCACCGCCACCGGCACCUCGCUCCUCGAGACCGCCACUUCCGCCAUCCAAAGCUUCGCCCCCGUCAACAACAUUCACCAACACCUUUGCGCGUUCCAUUUUUACGCCGAUGACAUGACGCGGCAAGUGGAGGCGCACCACUUCUGCGGCCACCUGAACGAGGAGGUGAGGCAGUGCCUGAUCUUCGAUGGGCCUGAGAAAACAAGCAAGUUGAUUGGGGUGGAGUAUAUCGUACCGGAGCAUAUCUUCUUGACGCUGCCGGACGAGGAGAAGAAGCUCUGGCACUCUCACCUCUUCGAGGUCAAGGGAGCCAUACUGUUCAUGCCCAGACUGCCACGACCUAUCGAGCUCCACGAAAUGGAAAUUCUGAGCAAGACUUAUGGCAAAACCUACCAUUUCUGGCAAGUCGAUAAGGGUCACCCUCUCCCAUUUGGCCUGCCUCAGCUUAUGAUGGCUUUCACAAGAGACGGCCAGAUUGAUCAAGACCUCCUCCAUAAUGUUGGGCAGCGUUUUGGGGUUGACUUCAAGAAGGAGAGAGAGAAGAGAGAGUACAUUCCAGGGCUUGUUCAUGGAGUCCAUCCUCUAGCAAAUGCAGGAGGGAAGGGCCUUAAGACUGUAUUGAGGGAGGUCCCGUUGAGCCCUGACGAUGCUCUCCCUCCUGGUGCCGCCAGGGUCUUCGUAUGA